Clonostachys byssicola is the source of this 1800-nucleotide messenger RNA. The record is from the annotation of a GenBank genome assembly. Lineage: Eukaryota; Fungi; Ascomycota; Sordariomycetes; Hypocreales; Bionectriaceae.
AUGACUGCAGAUUCCAACACUGAAGUGCCAAAAGGCAACAACGCCCCCAGUGCUGCCGGAACAUCCGUACCAGCGGGGGCUGAAAUCCCUUUACAUCCGCCCCCUCAUGUAGAGAUCCUAGAACGAAAUAUCGACACCUCGAGGCAACUGAGAGUGGCAGUGAUUGGAGCGGGACUGUCAGGGGUUACAGCAGGAAUACUCCUCCCUGCAAAGGUUCCGGGAAUCAAGCUCACAAUCUUUGAAAAGAACGCCGAUGUGGGUGGAACAUGGUUCGAGAAUGUUUACCCCGGUGUGAGGUGUGACGUUCCAGCGCAUGUAUACCAGUCAACAUUCGAUCCAAACACGCAAUGGACCGAACAGUUUGCACAGGGUGCCGAGAUCAGAGACUACUGGCAAAGCCUAGCCAAGAAAUACUCUGUGUAUCAGUAUCUCAAGCUAUCUCACCAGGUGCAGGACCUAAAUUGGGACGGUUCCAAGGGCAGUUGGUCCAUCCGCGUCACAAACCUUUUGAACCAGCAGGAGUCGGUCGAGGAGUUCGACUACGUUCUGACAGCUAUUGGGCGAUUCAAUGCCUGGAAGCUCCCCGACUACCCUGGAAGAGAUGAUUUCAAGGGUUUGUUAAGACAUGCCUCGCAUUACGACCCAUCUUUUGAUCUGAGCGGAAAGCGCGUCGCUAUCAUUGGGAACGGGGCGAGUGGCAUCCAGCUUACUGCGAACAUCCAGAAGAGGGUCGCCCAUCUAGAUCACUACGCACGAAACAAGACCUGGGUCACGGCAUCCUUUUCUGGUGACGUGACCUCUCUCUCCCCCAUCGAGAUCCCACCAGAGAAGAGGGAAUCCUUUGCCGACCCCAAGGAAUACCUCAAGUAUCGCAAGCAGGAAGAGGAGAAGUACUGGAGAGGUUUCAAAGGCUGGCUCAAGGGCACUAAGGAGAACGAGGCGCGCCGCGCUGAGUAUCUUAAAAUUUAUCAAGACAGACUUGCAGCCCACCCAGAGCUGUUAGAGAAACUUGUCCCAGAUUUCUCUCCUGGUUGCCGCCGCCCCACGCCAGGUCCGGGGUACCUUGAAGCCAUCUCAUCAAGCAAUGUGGAAUAUAUCCAAACUGAGAUCAAGCGCUUCACCGAGACUGGCAUAGAGACGACUGACGGGAAGCAUCGUGAGGUCGAUGCAAUCUUCUGCGCUACCGGGGCUAACGUGGAUCAAGUACCCCCGUUCAAGAUCUACGCCAACGGAAAGGAGCUUGGGGAAGUCUGGAAGAGAGGUGGUGAGUUUGGGUCACCUUACACCUAUCUUGGUGUAUCGAGCCCAGGCUUCCCCAACCUCGGCUUUAUCCUUGGCCCUUAUGGAUUCGGCAGUUCCGGCUCCAUCCCUUACACUGUCGAGGUUCAGAUUGCCUUCUACUCCAAACUUCUCCGUAAAAUCGACCUCGAGGGGAUCAAAUCGAUACAGGCAAAGAAGGAUGCCACGGACGAGUUUAUUCAGUGGAGCGAUUCCCUUUUCCAGAAGACGGUACUGUCCGACAACUGCAGCUCUUGGUACAACGGAGGGAACAGAGGCGGGAGAGUCCAUGGAAUAUGGCCUGGUAGUUCUGGCCACAUGGCUACAGCUCUUCGUCAACCAAGGUGGGAAGAUUGGGAAUACGAGCUUCUCAAUAAAUCAGGAAACCGUUUUGCUUGGUUUUUCGGGAACGGAGUUACCUCCAAGGAAUUAGAUCCAGAGGCUGAUGUAACAAGCUACCUGAAGGAGCCUUCCCAAGUUGAUAUCAAAGAUGUCCAUGAGACCUGGUGGGGAAUUCCAUAG